UUUAAGCCAUGUGUUUCAUGUUUUGUGUCUCUAUACACUCGUAUUGCUGCUGUUCACCUUUCAUGUAAUCAUAGAUACCCUAUACAUAUAUAUUGAAACUCCAUUUUGUGACAUAUGAUAUUGGAUCAUAAUGAGAAAGCGUCAAAAGAGAGUGCGGAAGCUGAUCAGUUUCUACAAGAACAAUUUUGGACUGAAAACUCCUUACAAUGUCUUAGUUGAUGGGACAUUCUGUAAAUCAGCCCUGGCAUUCAAGGUCAACAUAAAUGACCAGAUGCCCCGUUACUUGGAGGGAGAGGUCAACAUAGUAACAACUGAGUGUGUUAAGGAAGAGUGUGCAGCGUUUGGUACCCUUCUGUAUGGUCCCCUAAAGAUUCUACGACAGUUUGAUGUCCAGCAUUGUAAGCAUAAGAAGCCAGUUAAGGCAGCGAGAUGUAUGACGUCGGUAGUGAAGAAUAGUCGGGACAAACAACUCAUGAUUGCUACUCAGGAUCACGAAUUGAGAGAAGAGUUGAGAGAGAAACAUCCUGGUGUGCCCCUAUUGUUCGUGGCCUAUAAUGCUAUCAACAUGGAAUCUCCCACAGAACUCUCCAAAGGAACGGCAGACAAGGAAUUACAGGCUCGUAUGGCUCCUUCAGAGCAUCAAAUGGAGGUUUUGAAAAAACUUAAAGUACAAGCAUUUGGCGAGGAACCUGUGAAGAAAAAAUUCAAAAGAAAAGGACCCAAGGGGCCAAACCCUUUGUCAUGUCAGAAAUCAAAGAAAGGAGAAAAGACAAAAGCUAAAAAAGCUAAAAAAACAUUUUUAGAAAAUGCUGUAAAUAAAAGGAAACGAAGAAAAACGAAUCGUGUGAAGACGUCAGAUAAUUCUGCUCUUGGUGAUCAGUUGAAAGCUGCUGUUAAAAGCUGAAUGAAAUGCUUACAUUAUUGUUGUUGAUAUAAAAAGUAAUUUGACUAUCAUAAUAUCUUUUUUAUUAUUUUUAAUUGUUAAUGCAGUACUGUCAAAUGCAUAAAUCUACUUUGAAAAAGAAUAUUUUUUGCAUCAGAGUAUUACAACCAUGUGCACUUGACUUGUACAAAUUUAGUGAUAAAGUGAUAUAAAGCGAAAAUGAUAUCAAAACAAGUGAUAAUAAGAGAAUUGAAUUACAUAGAUUAUAUAGCAGGAAAAACGGGGCAUCAAGAAAACAUGAUAAUAACCGAAAAGCGACA
Messenger RNA from Mizuhopecten yessoensis (Yesso scallop), 1203 nucleotides. RefSeq names its product rRNA-processing protein UTP23 homolog. Gene Ontology annotation, molecular function: small ribosomal subunit rRNA binding. Lineage: Eukaryota; Metazoa; Mollusca; Bivalvia; Pectinida; Pectinidae. The transcript is spliced from 4 exons. Gene Ontology annotation, cellular component: small-subunit processome; nucleolus. The coding region runs from base 131 to 904 and encodes 257 amino acids. The record is from RefSeq and is a predicted model, not a curated record.